Messenger RNA from Serpula lacrymans var. lacrymans S7.9, 297 nucleotides. RefSeq lists its product as uncharacterized. The transcript has a single exon. The record is from RefSeq and is a predicted model, not a curated record. The annotation marks the transcript as partial. Lineage: Eukaryota; Fungi; Basidiomycota; Agaricomycetes; Boletales; Serpulaceae.
ACCCAACUAGGGAAAAUUAAUUUAAUCUUGGGCUGGAUCUGGCUAUUUAAACACAAUCCUGAGAUCAACUGGCAGACAGGGGUUGUCACAUUGUCACAUUGCCCUCAAGAGUGUAAAAACUUGGGUAAACUCAGUUAUGUCCGUCAAACUGAGCGUCUUGAAAAGAUAAACACUGGUCACAUUUAUGAGCUUAGAUCUUUAGAAAAGAUUGACAAUGACAAUGACGAAGUAAAACCCGAGGAAGAGAUUAAGAGGCUGGUACCUCCCGAGUACCAUGACUUCUGGAAAGUCUUUUGA